AUGAAGGACAGGUCCUUCGACCUGCUCCAGGCGCAGCGGCGGUGCGGCGGCGCCGGCCUGCGGGCGCUGGUGCGGGCGUCGCUGGGGCGGGACCUGGACAAGUCGCAGCAGUGCUCCGACUGGUCGCUGCGGCCCCUCAGCGAGGCGCAGCGGCACUACGCCGCCCUCGACGCGCACGCGCUCCUGCAGCUCUUCGCGUCGUGCGCGUGCGAGGGGGCGGUGCUGGAGGCGCCGGCGGAGCUGCUGCCCGAGGCCGAGGGCGUGCGCGAGAGCCUGGGCGCGCUGCGCGAUAUGACCGCCAUGGGCCAGGUGGUCGGCCCCCAGCUUCAGCCGCUGGGGACCGACUUGGCGGGCGUCAGGGGGCAGGCCAAGGCCAUGGACGAGAAAUUCGAAGCCCAAAUCGCCGAGUUCAAGCUAAAACACGCGAGUAUGAAGGCGGAGUUGGACCAGGCAAGGAAGAUAUACUGGACUGGCGCUCGCGGCACACCUACGCCUGGCACUUCGACUCCAUCUUUGGACGAUGGCCGACCAGAUCCUUCCAUCCCGACGCUUGUGACAGUCGCCGAGCUGGAGGCCAAGAUGAUCGCUAUGGAUAAUGCGCUCAAGUACAGCCUCGCUUCCUCGCGUACCCCUUCAUCGCGGACGACAUCUUCGGAUCCGUGGAGCUCUUUCGUCGGGCAGCCCAAGACCAAGAACAACCGUGGCUGGGAAGUUGUUCCUGGUGUCGCCCUUGCAGGACCUCCGAGCCCGCGUGGUGGGGACGGCGGUGUGAACGACAUGUGCAAGAUGUGGGUUAGAGGUUUCCCGCGUAAGCUGCUAUCGAGGGCUCCCCAGUUGCAGUUUGAACUUCUGCGCGCUGCUGUUCCUGGGUUUUUAGUUGGAGCUUGCGCCCAGCGUCAGAGCUACAAGCUAUGCUACAAUGCCAAGUUCGAGCACAAGGAGAUACAUGACUUUGCGAGGCCCGCUCCCGGCGAUGAGAUGGGCGUCGGGCGCGAGGCUUUCACACUCACCAGGCUUGAGGACGCGAAGAGCAUCGGCCCCCCGACCGAGCUCGCCAACGCAUUUCCCGAGCUGAUCCGGGGCAAGUUGCGCUCCAAGCGCGCUGGGCGGGAGCGCGGGACAGUGAAGCGCAAACGCAGCGUAGUGCGGCGCAAGCAGAUCAGCUGCGCGGGGACGUGA
Prorocentrum cordatum is the source of this 1179-nucleotide messenger RNA. NCBI's taxonomy places the organism in Eukaryota, Dinophyceae, Prorocentrales, Prorocentraceae. The record is from the annotation of a GenBank genome assembly.